This is a messenger RNA of Aureobasidium pullulans EXF-150, 1590 nucleotides long. RefSeq names its product prolyl 4-hydroxylase. Gene Ontology annotation, molecular function: L-ascorbic acid binding; iron ion binding; procollagen-proline 4-dioxygenase activity. Gene Ontology annotation, cellular component: endoplasmic reticulum. Gene Ontology annotation, biological process: peptidyl-proline hydroxylation to 4-hydroxy-L-proline. The coding region runs from base 1 to 1458 and encodes 485 amino acids. NCBI's taxonomy places the organism in Eukaryota, Fungi, Ascomycota, Dothideomycetes, Dothideales, Saccotheciaceae. The record is from RefSeq and is a predicted model, not a curated record. The transcript has a single exon.
AUGGGCAAGAGGAAGCGCAACACUCAAGCGCCUGUCGCGCCGCAGAAGCAACAGAAGGCCACGGACCUGCCAACACCCAACGACAGCGACGAUGCGCCAAUUGAGCAUGUCUCCCACAUCAGCGCCGUCACAUCGACCGAAGAACUGGAAUUGACCGUCGACACUUUGAAGACUCUCUCGCAAUACCCGAACCUCAUCAAGUCGAAAGCAUGCAAGGACUUGAGAGCAGCAGUCUUCGACUUCCGACAGGCCUGCAACACCGGUGUCAACUCGGCCGCCGAAGGAACAAACCUCACCGCACGCAUCUCUGGCGCCUUGACUGACGCCAAAUACACCGAUGCUCUCAUCCUCCUCUCUGAAAUGCGCAUUCGCGGCGAGACACCCAAGCUUGGUGCUCUCUGUCGAUGGGUCCGCGAUCUGGAUGUCGUCAGUGGGCUGGCCAUGCAGCCCGAAGGAGUGAGUAAGGUUGCCGUACCUCGCUCAGCAAAAGACAAGGUGUUGCUGCGUGUGCUGGAUGCCGUUCUCAGAGUCACUGGUCCAACCGACACAAAUACGAAAGAUGCCCUCGACUCGGCCGACCCGAUUGCGCUGCAGCAAGUUUGGAACCUUAGAGACAAGACACCUCAGCAGACACGCCAGAGCGUCCUGGACAAGUCCAUCUUCUCCGACUGCCCACAAAACCUCCGCGAACGCUUCCGCAUCAUCGAGACAACGACAGGCCCGAACCGCAAACCGCCAAACCUCCACCCUGCCGUCCUGUACGCUUCCCAAGACGACGCCAUUCUCCUCGGCGAUGCACCCGAAACCACCGUCUUCAAACAUCCCGUCGUCCCCAACCUCCGUCUUAUAAAAGACGUCCUCACCCCCACCGAAUGCACCAGUAUCAUCGCCGCCGCCGAGACAAUCGAGUUCAUUCCCGACGCACCCAUCCGCGACGACGGCCAAGAAACAAGCAUCCUCGCCCACAACUUCUACUGGAUCGCCGACCAAGCCUUCCACGACAAACUCUGGGAACGCGUACGCCCUUACGUCCCCGAAGAAUCACAAGGCAGAAAGGUCCGCGGUAUCAACAGACGAUUCAGAGUUUACCGCUAUGUCCCAGGAGCCGAAUAUCGCUGCCACAUCGACGGCGCGUGGCCUCCUUCAGGCAUCGAUGCAGCAACCGAUAAAUACCAAUACGACUCUUCCCCCGCGGACGCCCGUCAAUCUUCUCUGUACACUUUCCUCAUUUACCUGAAUGAUGAAUUCGAAGGUGGAGAGACUUCAUUCUUCAUUCCUAGUGUUAGGGAGGGCGUUAUGAAUGCUUAUCCUGUCAAACCUAUCAUGGGCAGUGUGGCUGUUUUCCCUCAUGGUGAGGUUGCUGGUGCGCUGUUGCAUGAAGGCACUGGUGUGACUAAGGGCGCGAAAUAUAUCAUCAGGACUGAUGUCGAGUAUGAUGUUAACCCUUCUACAAAUUGAGUGCACUUAUGGGGUAACGGGAAAUGGCGUUGGUAGGUGUGGGAAAAGGUGUCUGGGAAUGACCAAAUUGGGGGGUUUGUAUAUAAGAUAAAUUGAAUGCUUUAUAUAUGCCUUAUGAUUGUACUUGCACCU